Molecule: messenger RNA, 2319 nt
Organism: Neoarius graeffei (lesser salmon catfish)
Lineage: Eukaryota; Metazoa; Chordata; Actinopteri; Siluriformes; Ariidae
Exons: 4
Coding region: 130-1875 (581 amino acids)
Source: RefSeq, a predicted model, not a curated record
ACAUGACCUACGCAUUCAGUCUGGAGGAUUGAGGUGUGUUGUGACUGCGCUGGAAGCUCCGAAGAUCUCACAGAGUGCUGAGUUGAACAAAUCUGGUCCGUUAGAAGCACCUGGUUUCCCUGUUUAAUCAUGUUCCCCAUCGUACUUAUUAUGUCGAUAUUAUGUCAAGGUCACGCUGUUGACUACGGUGUGGAAUUUGUCACAGCAUUUCCAGAGAACCUUGCUUACUACUUUCCAGCAGAGCUCUACCACACACUGAAAAUCACUACAUUCCUCCCUGACACUACUAUUCAGAUCUUCAUGAGUGGUACAUCUGUCAACCAAAGUUUCAUCAGCAUCCCACAGGUGUUCACUGUGAAUGUUUCUGGUGCAGAAGUCAAUCAAUUUGAUGUCUCUACGAAGUCAAUCAGAAUUGUUAGCAACAAGAAUAUCACUGUGCUUUCCAUCAACAAGAGAGGAGACAGCAUACAGGCCAAUGUUGUUCUACCUACAACACAUCUGGGAGUGGAAUAUCUAGUCCCUUCCCAUAAUUACACCGAGUUGGCUGUCCAGCUGAACACCUAUAAUUACUCUGUGGUCACUGACUCGUCCAUUGUGCCGAUGGAUUUCAGUUACAGACUCCUCAUUAUUAAUGCAGAAAAUGUGAGCAACAGCGUCACGGUGACCAAAAAAACACCUGAGAAGGAGGAAAGUACUGAGAUCGCACUAGGCCCUUUUGAGCUGACGCAGCUGCCAAGCGACGCCUUCUGGUUUAAAGUUUCAUCAACUGCAAAAGUUGCCGUGAUCUUGACCAAUCCGUGUAUCGACACUGAGAAUUGCAGGUGUAACUUGGUUGCACACCAACUUCGACCAACCACCUUUCUAGGAACUGAAUUCAUCUUCCCUCCUUUCGAUGACCCUGUCAAUCGCCUAGUUGUAACCUCAGCCGACAGUGUUGACCUCAGCUGUGGCUCUGAGAGCAAGACUGUUGCACCUGGUUCCAUCGGAUUACUUCCCUAUUUACCAGCUCUAGACACUGGAAGCCCAAGCUUCACAACAUCGGUGCCAGCAUCGGUCAGAGUAAUCCACCCUGGCAUCAUAAUUGAUCUCCUCCCGAAAACCUUGUUUUCUAGCUGCUACUUGGUACACACCAACAUACAGACCAGAGCUUUUGUUAUACUCAUCGUUGAAACAGCGACAAAAGACGACACCCACAUGGGCAUUAAGCCUCUCAGCGCUGUAACCUCUGUAAAUUGGAAUGAUGUGGGGGAUACAGGAUACUCAUGGGCUUCAGUAAAACUGGAUUCCUGUCGGUCAUGCAUCUUUUGGCAUCCUACCUCGAAAAUUGCGGUGUAUGUCUUUGAGUAUUCAGAAUUAUUGGUGUUGUAUGGAGGUCCAGCAAUUUCUAUAAACAAUGAGCCAGACCCCAACGGUUGUGUUGUGGUUCCGACGGAAUAUGUACUUUCUAACGUCACAUCCAGUUGGCAGGCAUCUCGGGCUUACUGCAUCAGUAAAGGCUUGAUUCUGGCCAGUCCCAACAUGAACUUUACACAACAAAAAAUGGUAGCUACACUCAACAGUAUGAAUGCGGAAGGUGCUGCAUGGCUUGGCCUGCGACGCAGCCUUGUCACCUCUGAGUGGUACUGGCAUAAGGAUGUCCACUUCAGCUUUGCCAACUGGGAGACCAACCAACCUACGAGCAGCCUGUGUGUUUCCAUGAGGAUGGAACCAAAAGGGAAUUUCACAUGGAGCAGUAUGCGCUGCUGCUCAUCCUUGCUUCCCCUGUGUGCUCGAGACAUGGUAACCUUGGGCAACAUGAACGAUUUGAGUGUUUAUCCAUUUGGGGCAAGCACCUCCGUUAGCCCAGGCUCAACCACCAGCCUUUCAGCCAUCUAAUCAUCAAUUGCAGCUGAAUUGUCAUGCUUAAUUAUUCAUUUUUUAAUACGCCCUACAAAAUUUAAUCGACUCAAUCUGUGAAUCUAAUAACCUCCAACAUCUGCUUUCAUUUGCUUUAAAAUUUGGGGCUAUGAACCUGAGCAGCGUGUGUGCUAAUAAUGAUGACACGGCAGUCCAUUUGCUGGUAGUUGUCUUAUUAGCAUAGUGCAUUGCUAUUUUAACUUCUACCAUAAUAACUACCAUAGCAGCUGAUGCUAACACAGCAUUAGCCAUUUCCAAUCUAGACAGAUUCAGUGUGUGCGUGGUUAGCCAUGUUUUCGUUUAUAUGUUCAAUUAAAAUGUUAAAAAACUGGUCAAUGGACAAAGUGAUGAAAUCAGCUGCCAAUGCAUUUGACGGUCUCCUUUAAGACAAUACAACUUUCAGUUACAGCUACAUUUCUCAAU